AUGAAAUUACAAGAAAUACAAAUGGAAAAGAAUAGGUUAUAAAAAUUUUAAAAUAGUACGCAGUAUGUAUGUUCUCAAUGGUCAAUCACAAAAAUUGUAUAAAAAAAAAAUAGAAAAAUUACUUCAGAACGUUUCCUUUUACUGCGAAAAUUAUAUUACAUAUUCCUAUGCUUUGUACUUUGCAAUAUUAUACAAAACUCCUCCAUUUUGUCACUAUACAGUAAUGCGUUUAAAGUGUAAGCUUAUAUUAUAUCACUAGAAGUUGUAAUUGUCCAAGAUUCUUCUAAUUGGAAUAUUUGAAAUGUAUAGUAAAGUACAUAAAAGUAAAAUUUAAACAGUAAAAUUAAAAGUAAAAUUAAAGUAAAAUUUAAUAGUAACAUUUAAUAUAUAUAAUGUCUUGUAUGAAUUUAAAUUAGGUCAUAAUGCGUUCCUCACCCUCCCUAUUCGUUCAGAUAUCUCUCCAACAGACCUUUUCACCUUUUCAGAAAUUAUUAAAAAAUGUUUAGAAAUAGAACAUUCUCUAUAAUUCAAGCCUUUUAAAAGUUUAUUGUUUCUAAAAACCAAGACUUCUUCGAAAAAGUUAUUUUUUCAUUAGAGUUUCGUUGGAAGGGUAUAUGAAUGCAAAUAGUGCUCAUUUCGAUUAAAAAUAAUUUUCAAAGAUAUACAAUGUAAACUUUUCAAAUAAAAACUCGAUAUUUCAUGUGAGACGACUUAAUAAAUUCAACUUUUCUAAAUAAUUAAGAUUGCAUUUUAUUUAUUCAAAGACAUAUAAAAUCUAUAGAUAAUAAACCAGAUGAUAUUGUAAAAGUAAUGUUCGAAAUUAUUGAAUUAUAAUAUCGUAAUACCUUCACUCCCUUCGCCAAUUCUCUUCUCCGUAAUUGAUCGCACUCGUCAAAUGUCACACAUACUGCUAACACUUAAUAAUUAACAAAAAAACAGCAUUAAAUUAACGAAAAUUCGUAGCGCACGAGUACUAACGAUUCAAACGCGAUUUGAAACUGAGAAUGCUAACUUGAUACAAACGGAAGUAUGCUGAUUUGACUCACUAACUUCACGUAACGCCACCAAACAGUUUCCGACUGCAUUCUUUUCCUCUUAACUCGCGAAAGAAAAUGGUAACUAAUUCUUAUUUAUGAUUUAUUUAUAAUUUCUUUUAUGAAUAAUAUAUUCUUUUAGUAUAAUAUUAUCGAAAAAUUAAAACAAAAUAUAAUUUUAUGUAAUGUAAUCAACAUUAACAGUGAUAUUAGUGAAAUAUUUAACUGCUGAAUGAUUGUUAACCAUGUGGUUGUCACAUUGUGUAUAUUUUUUAACAAGUUAUAGUUCGUAAAUGCUAGAAACAAAUUAUACGUUGAAACAUAAUGUUUUAAUUUUGAGUAUUAUGUGUUAAAGAUACUUAUGUUACAAAAUGUUUACAUUUAAGCUUUGUAUGUAUCACUGACAUUUAUACAUUAAAAGAACAAAUCAGUGCAUUGAAGAAUUAUUUAUCCAUGUGAUUAAACAUCAAUAUACCAUACAUAUCACUUUUUUUAAUUUUCAGACUUGCAAACGCAGAAAUGGUGGACGUGCCAAGCAUGGCCGUGGCCAUGUAAAUCCUGUCCGCUGUACUAAUUGUGCACGUUGUGUACCAAAAGACAAGGCAAUUAAAAAGUUUGUUAUCCGUAACAUCGUAGAAGCAGCUGCUGUCAGAGAUAUCACAGAAGCGAGCUUUUACUCUGCGUACCAACUUCCAAAGUUAUAUGCUAAAUUGCACUACUGUGUCUCCUGCGCUAUUCACUCAAAAGUAGUUCGUAACAGAUCUAAAACAAAUCGUCGUAUUAGGACACCUCCAGUUCGUAAUUUCCCCAGGGUAAUUGUCAAAGCUAUAUAGUUAUAUAUACUGUUAAUUUUAUCAUAAAUUAAUGAAUUUAUUACAUUAUGUUUUUACUUUAUUUAGGAUCUGCGUCAAGGUCAGCAAAACAGGAAAUAAAUUACUAUGUAAAUUUUAAAUAAAAUAAAACAUAAAACUGAUAUUAA
This is a messenger RNA of Heterotrigona itama, 2013 nucleotides long. Lineage: Eukaryota; Metazoa; Arthropoda; Insecta; Hymenoptera; Apidae. The record is from the annotation of a GenBank genome assembly.